This is a messenger RNA of Sclerotinia borealis F-4128, 1956 nucleotides long. The record is from the annotation of a GenBank genome assembly. NCBI's taxonomy places the organism in Eukaryota, Fungi, Ascomycota, Leotiomycetes, Helotiales, Sclerotiniaceae.
AUGAACGCUCAAAUGAAUUCUUAUCCAUCCCCACCAGGAUACAGUGAGAUCUCCGAAUCACCACAGUCCCGCGCUGGCGCAAAGCCCUCUCAAAUACGUCGCAAGCCUAUCACACCUCGAUCGAUUACGGCAACAUCUUCGGAAAGCAAUAUCAUUGAUUUGACGAAGUAUGGUCAAGAUAUACGAGGAAACGGGGCCACGGAGGGAUCUAGUAAUAUAAAUGCUGCUCUAGCCUCAGGGUCACAAUCGCUGGCAGUUCCUAUCACACUCGCGGACUUCGAGACCCUCCAAACUACAUCUACAAGUACGAAUAUCGAACGCACAGUUUCUGCCCCGGCAGCCCCCCUAAAUUUGCCAAACUUCGAUAGUCUCCCCGGGAACACGAGCGAGACGAUAUCCGAGCCAUCCUCUACCCCAUCCGCGUCAUCCGCGUCGUCCUACGUAUCAAAGGCAUAUCAAGAAGCACGACAUUUUGCCGGGGGACUAAUAGCGCAUCCAUCCGAAAGUACCAAACACUUUUCUAUCCUACGACAUUCGCACGGUCUGGUAUUCUAUCAAGGAUCCUCUACCACUCUUGCGGUCUCAAUAUUCUCCGAUGCGCCUUUACCAGCAGGCCGACAGGUAUGGCUACAAAAUAAAGGCUGGUCAGGAAACACUGGGAUGCGCCUAAAAGCAAUCGUAGGAAAUAAUGGGGAUUGGCUUAACGUCACACCUAGCAUGGCCAUUUCACCCUCCCAAUUAAAGGCAAGCGACGAGCGAGCCUGGCAACGAGACAUUAAGAAAUUUAUGAAGAAAACCCAACACCCCAAACAUAUCUUGCGUGAAACUCUCGUAGUGCGCAUACCGGUCUCGGCAAGCGAUGGAUACUUUCACCUCGUACUUUGUCCUAACGACAAGAAGAAAGUUCUCUGUCCUAGUCCUGUAUUUCGGAUUCUUUCGGCUUCGGUCACUCCUGCUUCGAUUAGGGGUGCGAGUUUGAGUACUUUGCCGUUGGAAUUGGGUGCGUUGGCUAUGACUACUUAUGCUAAUAAUACUAUUGGAAAAUUAAUUUCUCCGGUGACAUCUGCGGCAGAAAAGGUGGCUCAUCCUUUUAUGCCUUCGGUGGCUAAGAAGGAGGCGGUGAUGAAACUUUAUGGCAAGAGUGGAACGGAGGAUAUGGUGAGAUCGACUGUCACAAAUGGAAAUAUCCAAUAUCAUGGUAUCAGGAGUUUUUCCUACAAUCAAGCUGGAAGUGAAGAAAGCGAAUCGGGUCCAAGUCCACCAUAUCCUAUUUGUUUUGUCGCACGGUCGGAAAUGGGAACAAGUGAUGCAGAUUAUUUUAGCAUGCCUACUAUGAAUUUAUCAGGUAUUGCAGAACAUAUAUCUCAUCAACUCCGAGGUCAUUAUUGUGCUUGGGUACGACAGCGUCCUGGCAACGGACACACGAACAUCGAUUCUGAAUGGUCUCAGACGGUGAUAUCUUCUUUACCUAUUCAAGCUUCUGGUUUCAGUCGAGCGACGAUUUCCCAGGCGAGCAGAAGAAUCUUCAAAAUACAUUUCAUCUCCGAUCAAUUCGAACCCCAUUUUUACAAUCAUAAGAAUCUAGAUGUGAAAAUUAUGGGCUUCAUACGUCACGAUACUUUGUCUAACUUCUCAGACCCAAACCUAAAUACAAAUCAUGAUCAUCAUCAUGAUCUAGAAGAAGAAGUGGUGGCUUCACUUAAUGAUAUUAUAUUUGCUCAAAUUAUCCUUGAUCAGCCGUUGUAUGCACCCGAGAAUAUGGGCCAGAUGGAGUGGUCGACGAGAGGUGUGUUGGAAAGAGCGACGACGGGGUAUGCGGAGGUGAGGUUGGCGGCGCAGAGAAGGGUUGAUAGAGUGCCGUUGGGUAGGUUGGGGUUGAGGAUGGAGGUUGAUGGGAUGAGGGAUAGGGAGAGGGGAGUGGGGGGAUUGGUGAAUGGAUUCUAUGUUGUGAGGUGA